Messenger RNA from Nylanderia fulva, 3535 nucleotides. Lineage: Eukaryota; Metazoa; Arthropoda; Insecta; Hymenoptera; Formicidae. The record is from RefSeq and is a predicted model, not a curated record.
AUUACUUCCUAAUUUUCAUUUCUCUUGCUUAGAAAUUUGUAGUUGUUAUUUUAUUACAUUUUUCACCAUAAAAAAUAUAAAAAGUUCGACAAAUUGUCGUUAAUUAAAUAUCUACAGGAUAUAUAUGCAGAAUCGUAGGUACAUACGUACUUUACUUUAAAGAUUUUGAGCCUCCUGAGAAAAAUUACUUUUUUGAAUAUAAAGAAAGAGGAAAAUAUGAGGAAGAAAAAAUAUAAAAAUGCCAUAGAAAUUCUGAUAUUGAAAAUUUUCGAAAAUCGCAUAAUUCGCCAAGAAUAAAGAAAAAUUUUUUUUUCCUCGGGCCCGAAAUGCACUUGUUACUUGCUUAGUACCGGACAUGCGCGUUAGAUCCUAUUACAUUCUGCGAUGGUUCAAUUUGGCGGUCUCGGUCAGAUUGUUUCGUCGUUUUUCGUUUAUCUCGCUUUAUUCCCAUUCGUUUAUUCGUUUAGCGUUCUCCGAAAAGUUACGUUCGAGAGAAGAAAUAUAUACACGUCGAACGAAACGAAGAUCCAGCUGUAUCAAAGGACGUAAUUUGUGCAUUUUGGGGAUGUAUUGACGUAUAUCAAGUUCGUACGAGUUUAUAUCCUCCAUAUGUAUUUACGAGGAUCUACCGGUCUCGUUUUUAAGUAGACGAUCUAGUGCGUAGUGUGAUUAUUACUAAAAUUGUCAAAAGAUGGAUGAAACUAACACUCGUUGGUGUGCUGCACCAGGUUGUAUGCUAAAUAUAAAAAUAGCAAAACGACAUUUCUUCCGAUUUCCUAAAGAGAGAAAAAGAUGGAUAGAAUGGCUUAAAGCAUGCAAUAGAAUGGACUUAAUAACAAUAGGACCAGAAUAUGCUAAUCAAUAUUAUCGCUUAUGCCACUUACAUUUUCGAGUAGAAAUGUUUCGAAACAUAGAGGGAAGAAUCUAUCUUAGUAAAGAAGCUGUGCCAUCAAUAUUUCUGAAACCAAUACAGACGGGAAAUAAUAAUUCUACAGACUUGUUACAACCAAUUUCGUUUGUAACUAUAUUUUUGAAGCCAGAAAGCAGAAACAGAGACACAAAUAUAAUUUCACCACUGCAAGUACUUUUUCCAAGAGCAUCUAUAAAGCAUGUGUAUGAUGAUAAAAAUAUAUCAUCAGUUGAGACGACAAUAUUGAAAGAGAAGUUGGAGAACAAUGAAAAUAUCCCUAAGGCGGAUAUACAAUUCGUCAAUGAAAGAUGCACGGACUGGUCAACACCGACAUCUUCACGUAUAUCCUCAGAAAAAUAUAACGGAGAUAUCAUAGAUUUAACGUCUGUAGAUUCUUCAGUGCCUACGAUAUCAAAACCAGUAUCAAUUAGUACGCCACAACAAAAUGGUGACAGAACUCCAAAGAGAAGACGUUGGCACAUUUCAACGCAGACGCCGCAAGCGUGGCUACACAUCGAUUCCUCUUUGGAAAAAAAACGAAUGAAAAAUCUCGAAACUCCCAUCGAUGAUAAGAUCACGAAGCGACCGAAAUUACUCUACGCGGAAGAUGAAGAUCAUUGCGUGAAGGUGGACGAGUUUAAAGCAGCAUGCGCGGACUUGUUGCCGCGUAACUACUCCCUAUUGGUGUCUACGUUCGUUGACGCUCGCGAGAAGCGCAAAGCUAAAAGUUCUGCGAAUAAGCAGUCUGCGCUCGAGUUUUUCUUUAUAGCUUCGGGCGCCUAUCGAUUUUAUCAGCCGUUAUGCCUGUUGCCCACUGUGCGUCAAUUGUGGAGAUAUAUCCGUAAUUGGGAUAUACCACCCGGGUUGAACGAUAACGUCCUGAACGCGUUGCAUCUGAAGAUGAAGUCGCUACCACUUACAGAGAGGCUUUGCUGCCUAUCUGUAAGUGAAAUGCGACUGAGACCGCAUCUCUUUUACAAUCUAUCACGCGAUAGAAUCAUUGGCUUUCAUGAUACCGGCGUGGAAAAACGUCGCACACUAGCGAGAAAAGCCCUGAUAAUAAUAGCCCGUAGCUUGGCCGGCGACUGGGAACAACCUGUCGCUUACUAUUUCUAUGGCAGUACAUGUCACGUUAAUAUCAUGAAAGAUCUGAUAUUUCAGGCGAUAAUUAAAUUAAAUAGUAUCGGUGCGACUGUGCACGCCUUGGUCACAGGCAUAACGCCGACAUUUGUACAAUUGUCGCGACAAUUAGGGGUCUCCGUGGAUCAUUCGUUCUUUCUGGUGAACGACGAGAAAAUAUUUUACGUCUUCGAUGUUCCUCGUUUGAUAAGAGCGACCAGGAACAUCUUCAUGAAUCAUGAGCUCCACUUCCGCGAUAAGAGAGCUUCAUGGAAAGAUAUUGAACUGUUAUUUAGGCGCGAUAGUCAAAUGCGGUUACCACUGGUUCCUAAACUGUCCGUGGCUCAUCUCGAACCUAACAAAUAUCAAAAGACCGAAACCAAGUACGCCGUUCAAAUAUUUAGUAGUAGCAUGGCUGCGGGUUUGAGCGCGCAUAUCGCGUCCGGCGAGUUUCCGCUGAAAGUUAUUGGAACGAUGGAACUUGUAUACCUUUUCGAUCAGCUAUUCGACAUUCUAAACUCAUCUACAUCAAUUAAGACUAACACUAAAGAUUUUAGCCAAGCUUUCACGGGUAGCACGGACGAAAUGUGCUUCUUGCAGCGAACGCUCGACUUCCUCAAGUCGAUCAGAGUGAUCGAUGCAAGUGGUACGUGUGUAAAAUCGAUAAAGUCCUUCUAUCGCUGGCAGAUCACAAUCAAUGCGGUUAUUCAAUUAUGGAACACAUUGAAGGAACGCCAGAUCCCCUUCUUUCGCAUGAGCAGAGUAAAUCAGGAGGGCAUCGAGUGCGUCUUCCGUUCUAUUAGACGACAAAGCGGAAAUCGCGUCAAACCCACACCUAUCUUGUUUACCCGCGCGUUCAAGAAUCUUGUAAGCAAGCACUUUCUCGAGCAUUCGAGCGAGGACAAUUCCGUCGCGAACAUGCGAAGGAUGCUCAAAAGGAUAGCGUCGUCGACAUCCCUUCAGGCUGAGCAAGUGCAACCCGUUGGUUCGACUCAAAUAGCCUUGAACGUUGCGGCGACCAAUUAUCGUGACAUCGAUUUGCGAUUACCCGAGAAAAGCGCCUUUAAACGUGUCUGUGAAUUUUUGCUCAACGAAUGUUUGCGUACCCACGUUAAUUGCAACACGUGUGUCACUUAUGCCGUUAAGGAAAACUCCAAUGUUCCUUCCAACGUGCCGAGUUCCUUCAGCUUUUACGUUUCCGGUCUGGAAGACACGUUUAUGCGCAAUUUCGAGAAAUUCUCUAUCGAGGACAACCUCGGCGCGCAGAUGCUGCAGUUUGCGCAGCAAGUCGAGUAUAGACCUCCCUGUCCGGACUUUCCGCGCGAUUUGCUGAUCAAAUUGUUCCUGCGUAUGCGAAUAUAUUUUACACUGUCGCGACAUAAUAAGAUCUGCAAAGGUGUGAAAUCACGCAACUCUUUAAAUGUGAUACAAUUAUAAGUUCGUUUUUUUAAGUUUUAUUUAACUGUUUUCGUUUGUUUUUACAUUUGUAUUACAUGCGUGCACGUU